AGCUGACUAUAAAGAAUAUAUAAAAUGUAUCUCCUAACUUUGUUCCAUAGGCUAGGAUUACACAAAGUUACAAAUAAAUGAUACAUGCUUGACUGUGUAUCAUAAACCAUAGGUAGACUAUUGGAAUCAUCAAUUUGAAAUCAUUAAGGGUCAACAUGAAUGAUUUCAUGAAUGCUUGAAGUAAAAAUAAACAUGCAAUGUCUGCAUGGAAUAGGGACAGAGAGAGAAAGAGAGAUAGAGAGGCAGAGAGAGACAGAGACAGGGACAGACAGAGAUGGAGAGAGACAAAGAGAGACAGAGACACACACACAGACAGAGAAACAGAGAGAGAAAAAACAUUGCUGAAGGAAAAAGCUGAAGAGUUGAUCCUUGAGAUGUGAAUAUAAAUUGACAAAGUACAGAAUCUUUAUAGGUUACUUUUUAUUAUGUUAAUUAUUUUAGGUCAUGAAAAUAUCACCAAGAAGAAAAUACCCCAACAAUUUGUGAUGAUCACACACAAGAAUCAAUUUUAUAAGAAUAUUACCUCUCUUACAGUACCUUAUAAGUUAACAGGAAAGCAGUCUGACCAGUGAUGCUGGGGACAUCCUACAACCACACAACGGAAUCCCCUGCCACCUUCUUCCUUGUGGGCAUUCCAGGUUUGCACUCUUCCUAUCUUGGGCUGGCCAUCUCAUUUAGUGCCAUGUACAGCAUAGCCCUCUUAGGAAACAGCCUCAUCAUUACUGUCAUCUGCAUGGAUUCCACUCUACAAGAGCCCAUGUACUUCUUUCUCUGUGUUCUGGCUGCUGUGGACAUUGUCAUGGCUUCUUCUGUGGUGCCUAAGAUGGUGAGCAUCUUCAGCUCAGGAGACAGCUCCAUCAGCUUUAAUGCCUGUUUCACUCAGAUGUACUUUGUCCAUGCAGCCACAGCUGUGGAGACAGGGCUGCUCCUGGCCAUGGCUUUUGAUCGCUAUGUGGCCAUCUGCAAGCCCCUACAUUAUAUGAGAAUUCUCACCCCUCAUGUGAUGCUGGGGAUUAGUGUGACUAUCACCACUAGAGCUGUUAUUUUUAUGACUCCAUUGAGUUGGAUGUUGAGUCAUUUGCCUUUCUGUGGCUCCAAUGUAGUUCCACAUUCCUACUGUGAACACAUGGCUGUGGCUAAGUUAACAUGUGCUGACCCCAUGCCCACCAGUCUCUACAGUUUGAUUUUUUCCUCCAUCAUUGUGGGCUCAGAUGUGGCCUUCAUUUCUGCCUCUUAUAUUUUGAUUCUCAGGGCAGUAUUUGGUUUGUCUUCAAAGAAUGCACAGCGGAAGGCGUUGAGUACAUGCGGCUCUCAUGUAGGGGUCAUGGCCCUGUACUAUUUCCCUGGGAUGGCAUCCAUCUAUGUAGCCUGGCUAGGGCAGGACAAAGUUCCUCUGCACACCCAAGUGUUGUUAGCUGACUUGUACCUCAUCAUCCCACCCACCCUUAACCCUAUCAUUUACGGUAUUAGGACCAAGCAGAUCCGGGAGCGGAUAUGGAAUCUGCUGAUGCCUUGCUUCUUUCCCCAGUCCACUCAAGGUUCAUGAACACAAGCUUCUCCUACCUGGAGUUCCAGUCAACUGCCAAGAUAACUUUGAGAUCUAUGGACACGGACUGGUUUACAGGUGUAGAGUGUUUUUGCAUAGCACUUCAACUUCUCACUAGAGUUUGACAGAAGGAUUGUAUUUCCUGGUGUAUUUAUUUAGAACGCUAUCUGAUUGAACUUUGGGCAGAGAAUGUGUUUGUUAUUUUGUUUCUUUUUUUAAAAAAUCUCUAUUCCCAUCUCACAUCAGUCCCUCUGUUGAUGAAAGUUACUCCUUGUCACCUUUUCCUUACUAAAAUUUUCUUGUUCCUCUCCUUGUAUGAUGUUGUGGUAGAAACUAGAUCUUGUUCUCUGACUCACCAAUGAAUACAUUUUAUUUGAUACCUGUGUUUAUUCCUGGAGCACAAACCUCUUCUACCUAAAACAGAUUUUAGUUUAUAUUAUGUAAACUUAAGGUCAAUGGUGUUGGCCCCUUUCUAAUGAAUGAAUUGGAAAAAGAAACCUGAACCACAGUGAAAGAAACCAAGUCAGAACAUGAGUUGAAAAGAAUAAUACUCUGGGUCCAACCCCCUUCAGAUAGCCACACAAUUUCAUAGGGCAGAGACACAUAUAUUUGAUUCUUAAUGAAACUGUAAAUCUUAGUAAGACUAAUUCUCUGAUACUAAAAUUCAAAGUGCUAGGAAAAACUGCAACAGUAAGUUGGUUAAUUGUUCCAAUGAUUAGAAUGAACUGUCUUUCAGCUCUUCUGAUUAGCCUUAGUUUUAAGUCUAUCAAAAAUCAUCAGUAUAGUACUGAUAUAAAGACAGAAAAAUAAUAGAAUAGGGAGCUCAGACCUAAACUCAGGCAUAUUUCGUUAAUAGAUCUGACAUUGGUCAUGGUGUUACGAACACUGGACAGUCAAAUGAAGAACUAUUAGAUGAGACUCUUACCUUACACUAUAUGCAAAGGUUAAUUGAAAGAAAUGUAAAGAACUAGUUGGAAGACUGAAAAAAUCAUGAAACUAGCGAAAACAUUUAACAUUUGCAAAGAUUUCUUGGAUAUGAUGUCCAAAAUCGUAGGCAGCAAAAGUGAAAAAUAGAUGUAACCAUAAGGAACAGAAAUUAUUUUGUGUAACGAAAGACAAAAUAGAACGCAAAGACACCAUACAGGAUGGAAGGAGACAUAUUUGAAUUGUAUAUUUAGUAAGAAUUAUUUACCUAGUAAAUGAUAAAAUCUUGUAAUUCACCACCACCAACAAAAAUGAGAUACUCAAACUGGAACAGACAUUUCUGUAAAGGGUAUGUACAAAUUACCAGCUAACAUAUGUGAAGAUGCUCUUUGUUACUAAUCAUUACAGAGAUUAAAAAUAAAACUACAGUGAGAUAAUACAUUUGUCUUAUAGGUAUGAUCAUGAAAACUCAAACCAACCCUCCCCCCCCAAAAAAAAAAAGUAAAAACCAACUUUGGGUAAAAAUAUGGAUAAACUGGAACCCCUUUGCACUGUUAGUGGAGAUUGUGAUAAUAAAACUGUGGCAAUAGUAUGGGUAAUCUAUGAAAUAUGAAAAACAGGGCUAAUCUGAUACAGCAACCACUUCAGGUACAUCCACAAACAAGGGAAAACAGGCUCUCCAAGUCGUAGUUAUUGUCACUCAACAUUUCAUGGCACCACAUGGAUGUGCAAACUGAAUGAAACCAGUGAAAUGUGUUUUGGUGUAGAAUCUGCAACUUCAUUCUUGGUUUUAGAAGCUUUGUGCACUUCUCUGUAUCUCAAGUUCUUUCAGAGGACUAUGAAAUCAAAUGUGGAAAUCUUAGGAAAACACCAUUAGAGCAGUGGAUCUCAACCUGUGGGUUGUGACCUCUUUAGGGGGUUGAAUGACACUUUCACAGGGGUCACCAAAGGCCAUUGGAAAUAUGAGCUAUUUAGAUUAUGAUUCUGUGGGAGCCCGUUCUCGGGUUCCUCAUGGCUUUACCCAGCAGGUCCGCAUAGAGGAUGAUUAGGACCACGGGCCUGAGUGCAGGUGUCUGAGAUGGUCUGCACUUGGCUGUGCAGGGGGAGGAGGUCUUUUGCUCCACCCCUUGGCGUCUCUAUAAAAACCCUGGGGCAGAGACAGUCAGGGCCCGUUGGAAUAGGUUCCAGGCCCUCUUGAGGCUAUCCUUUAUUUUCUAUCUGUUUAUCUCCGCGAUAUUCUCCAUAAUAAAUCCUUCUAUCUAAUAUUUCCUGCUGCUCGCACUCAAGAAAACUCUGGGGAACUGUGGGGGUGGUUGGGUAAAUGCCCCACAUGAUUCAUAACAGUAGCAAAAUUAUAAUUAUGAAGUAGCAACAAAAAUAAUUUUAUGGUUGGGGGGUCAUCACAACAUGAGGAACUGUAUUAAAGGGUUGCAGUAUUAGGAAGGGUGAGAGCCACUGCCUUAGAGGUUCUGAAACACUGAAGAAUUAAGAAAGCAAUCAGGGCUGGUAUAAUGGCUCAGUGGGUAAAGGCACUUGCUGCCAUGCUUGACAACCUGUGUUCGAUUCCUGGGAGCAACAUGAUGGAAGAAGAGGACUGACUCCUGUGAGUUGUUAUCUGACCUUCACACAUACACUGUGGCAUGGGCAUGCCCACGUAUAUGUACACAAUAAAUAAAUAGAUAAGUAAAUAAAUAAACAAAUGAAAGAAAUGUACUAAGGAAAGAAAUGAAACUUGGACCAUUUGAUUUUCUUUCUAGAUGUACGCUGUACCAUCAGUCUAAUGUUCUGGUAUCUUCUGGGGACUAGAAGACAACAAACACUAUACACUCUCCAGGCUCCUGACUCCCCUCACAGUCUGGAAUGCCCAAGGGACUGUGCAUAGAAGAGAGUCAGUCUCCGGAGGAGUCACAGUGUUUGGCUGCUGGGCAGAGGCCAAGAGCAGUGGUGUCCUGGGAAGAGACAGAUGACAGAGUAUCUCAUGGGAAAGAAAGUCUCCCAGUGGGAGGUGUUUGGAAAGGACAGCACUCAUAGUAACUCCAUUGUCUUUGAUCUCCUGUGGCGCCUGUAUGUUACUGCUUCUCUCGAAUGUCUUAUAUGAAUCUAAAUAUCAUUUGGUGUGAGAAAUGUGGAAUAGUAGGCAUACUUAACCAGAGAAUGAAUGUUAUAAGAGGAAAUCUAUUAUGCCGAUAACUGAAUUAGGAAACAGAGUUUGGACUUAAGAAGUCUUGAGGUUAGGGUCACCUCAGAAACAAGGAUUCAAGUUCUCUAUCCAAGUAAACAAGUAUAAUGUGGCUGGUCAGGUCUGGAGGCAUUAUGGACACCUACAGCUUCCUCUGGAAGUGAUGUGAAGGAUGGCAGAUAUGGGAGAAGGGGUAGGUAUAUAGGGUUACUCUGUUCAAAGCAGAGAAAUGAAAAGGUAAGUGCAACACUGGAAUGGUAAAUACAUAUUUUUAGGGACCCAGACUUGCUUUGAGAAAAACACAUGCCAUGGGGCAGGGUGAGGCUGUGUCUGGGUGUUGACGGAGGCACUUAGGCAGGGAUUCGAGGCUAGCAAAGGCAGCAAGUGAGGCACGCAGUACUGCUUUCAUCUGGACAGCAUGUUAACUCGGAAUCCCUCCAUCCUUUUAUUUGGAAUAACAUAUCAUCUCACAUCCUAUGAUUUACUUAUAGAUGUUACAUGAUUUGGGCUGAAAGAACCAGUGUAAAGCUGGAAAGGUGUCUUGGGAGAUUUGAGCCUCGGCUUUCUGAAAGAAUUCACCCCAACAGAAGCAGUGUAUCUCCAUGUGUUGACAGCAUAACCUCUACACCUUAGAUCUCUGUAUCUUAUAGCGUGUGUUUUCAGUGGCCCAACGAGCUAAUGAAAAAAAAAAAGCAUACAGGAAAUGAUGCUUAAAAAGUUAUUGGAUUCACAACAGAUCUUUAAUGGAGGU
Molecule: messenger RNA, 5400 nt
Organism: Peromyscus californicus insignis
Lineage: Eukaryota; Metazoa; Chordata; Mammalia; Rodentia; Cricetidae
Product: olfactory receptor 52I2-like
Exons: 1
Coding region: 572-1546 (324 amino acids)
Biological process (GO): G protein-coupled receptor signaling pathway
Cellular component (GO): membrane
Molecular function (GO): olfactory receptor activity; G protein-coupled receptor activity
Source: RefSeq, a predicted model, not a curated record